AUGCCUGUAAAGUUCCAAAUAACAAAAUUUUUCGAGAUUCCAGACGUUUUGAACCUUACUGUUAAAAAUCAAGAAGAGCUAAUGAAAAAGGAAACUAUUUGCAACUUUGUCAAUACCUAUCUGGGUAGUAAGAAGGACGAGGAGAAGCCCACGAAAACAGAAGCCCCAGCCAAAACCAAGCCAAGCAAGGCACUAAAUGCCAAAUUGGAGCAGCAAGCGCGGCUGGAAGAGUAAGCGGAGGCGGAACGACUGGCUAACUUAUCACCCGAGGAUAAACUGGCCGAGAAGCUGCGCCUGCAAAAGAUCCAGGAGGCCUCAGACCUCAAACACGCCCAAGACGCCUUCGGCGUGACGAGUACGAGCGGCGGCCUCGAUGCCUUCAAUCCGGAAAGCAAGGAGGAGUUCAAGGAGUUCGGCGCCACGAUCAGCUGGAAGGUGGCCCAGUUCCGGGAAUCGGAGCACUUUCCCCAGUUCGUCGAAGAUCUGGUGCGCAGCCUAUGCGUGAACCUGAGCGCCGCUGACAUCAAAAGGGUCGAAAUGACCGUGGAGAUAUUGCACUCGGAAAAGCUGAAACAGGGGCCAGAAGUAAGGGGCAUACAUGGCAGCUCCAGCAUUCUGAAAUUCAUACUGGGUUAA
Drosophila suzukii is the source of this 636-nucleotide messenger RNA. The record is from RefSeq and is a predicted model, not a curated record. Lineage: Eukaryota; Metazoa; Arthropoda; Insecta; Diptera; Drosophilidae.